Varroa destructor (honeybee mite) is the source of this 4353-nucleotide messenger RNA. It is a transcript of the gene Set1, whose product is annotated as SET domain containing 1. Gene Ontology annotation, cellular component: Set1C/COMPASS complex. The record is from RefSeq and is a predicted model, not a curated record. Gene Ontology annotation, molecular function: RNA binding; protein binding; histone H3K4 methyltransferase activity. Lineage: Eukaryota; Metazoa; Arthropoda; Arachnida; Mesostigmata; Varroidae.
GCUAUUCGUUGCUCUAAGAUGACGUGAAGUUUUAGCCGUACUAGAGUCGUCCCCAGAACGAUCAGCGCGAGAUGGACCCUCGCGCGGGCGCCCGAUCCACUGGCGGGCCCCUUCCAGGCUCUCACCAACACCAGCAUUUCACCGCAUUCAAGCUGAUGAAAGACCCUCAGUUGGAAAAGGUCCCGCAGAAGGUGGUUCGUUAUGACGGCAUCGUUCCAGGGAGCAACCCUCCACUUCCAGUACAGCCGCGAGAUCCCCGAAAUCGGCUCUUCUUUUGGCCGCGAAGUAAAGCGCUGGAACUGGCCGUACCUCGUCUAGCUAUUGACGACAACUACGUCGGUACACCGCCUGCAGUUGAAGUGACUGUGACCAAUCUGAAUGAUAAUGCAAAUGAGGCGUUUCUCGCCGAACAUCUCCGUAAACAUUAUGGACCCGUCGAGGAAGUUGAAGUGUUCCAUCACCCACGUACUCGCCGUCAUCUCGGUGUUGCCCGGGUUACCUUCGCCCAUACACGGGCCGCUCAACUGUGCGUGCACAAAAUGCAUGGUUCUUCCCUCAUGGGCAAAUUGCUCGAAGUGUUUUUCGACCCAUUUGGCCGACGUUGCAAGGUAAUGGUUGAAGAGCUCACUGCGGAGAAACGACCUCUUCCACCGCCUCCGCCUACGCAGGCGCAUCACCCGCCUCCACCAACGGCCAAUCCCCCGCUCGGAUCGACCCAACCGGCGCCGCUACAGACACAAGCAAUGCUCACUGCCGCCAUUGUUGGAGCACCUAUCGACGGAGGCCAUAGCAAUAAUCUAGCAGGCGUACCCGGUGCAGCUGUCGGUAGCUCCAGCGCCGCUGUAGGCCACGCGUCGGGGGGUGGGAGCUCUUUGAGCGGAGCGGCACCUGCUCCAGUUGUAGUUCCUCCACCGUCGCGGACUCUUCCAUUUGCUGCGAACAAAGAGUUAUUUAGCGGUUCGCGGAACUCGAGACGAUCACCAUCUAGCUCUCCUGAACGGCCGUAUGAACGCUCCUCGAAGUACGCAUCACGGAGUUCAGCCGGUGGCGGAAGCAGCGAUCAGCGGCAGUCACUCGAGUCUCGACUCGAGAUGCUCUUUAACAAGGGUCAAGCAAAUAGGGCUAAGCCCCUACCGCCGCCAAAAAAGCCCCGACCAACUCCACCCCCGUCGCCUUUCCGUAAUAAACGGACCUACCUUAAAUGGCAACGGUAUACGCGUUUACGAAAGGAGAAUCGGCUAUCCGACUGGAAUUCGUCGUCUUCCAUGUCUGACAUCAGUGGCUCGUCAGAUAGCGAUUCGACGCCAGUCUACGACGAGAAAGUACCCAAACUGCCCGGCGCGGAAUCACUUUCGGAAAGUUCGUUACCAGACGAUGACGACCAGAUGAGUUUAAGUCCAUUAAGCUCUGGCGAACCAGAAGUUCCUCGGACACAGACACAGUCGCAGGCCCAACCCCCACCACCGCCGGCUGUACCCCAACCUCCCCAGCCUCCAGCGCCUCCUGUUAGCCAACCCGCGUAUCUAGUUGGCUAUGGCCAACAGGGCAUAUACGCACACACCGCGCAACCACCUCCACCGGUACCUGGAGCGCCAGCCGUGUCACCCUAUUCAAUUCCGCCCCCUCCACCAGGGGCACCACCCCCUCCUUUUGCCUACCCUCCACCAACUUUUGCUCAAUACACGCCUACUGCACCCCCGCCUCCGCCGCCUCCUGUCCCACCGUACUCGACAUCAGUACCUCCCCCACCAUUGCCGAGUACUCAUCAGUUCGCUUCAAUAUGGCCUCCUAGUCAGCAACCAAACAUUUGUCUCGACGAUAAAGACCCGACGAUCAAUCAGGUCCUCAAUUCGCUUAUCACCGAACUCAAGCAAAUUAUGCGGAGGGACAUCACGAAGAAGAUGAUCGAGAUGAGCGCGUUCUCGAAAUACGACCAGUGGUGGACAGAGAAUGCAACUCGGGAAAAAGCUAACAAAGAGCAGUUAGCCGAGCCCCGAGAAGCUGCGGAAACUGCUGCUAAAGGUGGCAUAAAGGCUACUAGACCGGAGCCAGCAGUACCAACCCUAUCGACACUAUUCGGCGGCCACGCUGACCCAACAGCAGCAGGCUUCGGCUCACUGCGUAUGGCGCUACCAAAAAUGCCCUCAUUCCGUCGAGCUCGACCGCCCCCUCUUAUUAGGGAUGAUAACGCCGAUGACUCGGAUCGGCUUGAGUCAAUCUCGGAAGGAGAACUGUCCAGCGAUCUCGACUCACCCGCGAGAAACGCCAACCGGCAACAGUCGCUUGCAUCACGCAAGAAACGUCGGCGGAGUGAUACGAGUUCAGAGGAAAGCAGUCGAACAAGCGAUAGCGAUGAUGAGCCGAUUCGACUUCCAGUUCGAAAACCCACACCUCCACCUUUGGUGGAUGAAAAUUGUAGUGACAUCUCUACUAGUGAUGAUCUCAGCGAUGAUGGCGAUAGCUCGAAGAAAUCUAAGAAGAAGAUGUCAGUUAAAGAAAUAUAUUCAACAUCUUCCGAAGAAGACGAUGAUGGCCCGUUAGUUCGAAGGAUUGUUUCGGAUGACGACAAGUCACAGGAUGCGGACUCCAAACGGCCCAAAAAGAAAGAGGUUCUGUUGGUCAAUCAAGUAUUUACCGACUCCGAGUCUGACGUCGAAGAAGAGCCAUCUAGUCCCAAGGAGGCCAAGGACGAAGAGGAAGCCGAAGAACCCACAAUCGAACCGAUGGAGGCCGACGAGGAAAGCCUCUUCGAACAUCCUGAAAUGACUAAAGAACCGAGUGAACGGCUUCCGUCACCCAUAGUCAAGCCUGUUUCUCCUAAAGAGGACUCGGUUCUCAAAGUGAUGCCCGACAAGGAGGAACUCAGGCCAGAGCUCGUCGAAGAGCCAGACGAAAAAAUCGGUAUAGGCAGCGGUACCGAAAGCGGUGCGGAAAAUGCUAAGCCAUCUUCUGAACCUGUUCCGGAGCCAGCGCAAAGUGCAGCUCCUAAGCGAAAGAAGGCAGUUAGUAAGAAGGACAAGCUGCAGGACAAACGAAGACUUGAAAUUGACGUAGUGGGAACAGAGGAUGUGGAGAAUGCUGAUCCAUCAAAGGACACAAAUGUUGAGAUGAAAGAAGAAGGUGGUGAUCCAGUGUAUAUCGAUCACUGCUAUUGCCUACCUAAGGCUGAAGAACCGGAACCGCCUGCCAAGAAAAAACGAGAGUAUAAGCGAAAGCCUAAGCAAGAAAGAUCUUUCCGUGAACUCACAGCUCUCUUCGACUCAACGCACCAGACUGCACCUAAACCGCGCAAAGCCACGAAAGCGGAUACAGGCGGGUUCAGAGCUCGCCUCGACGAGGAGGAAGAGGAAAUUCUUUACAAGUGCCUCAAAACUGGCAUCGAUGCUGAGGAUGUGCAGUACUUAAAGCGGACUUAUGAUAUGCUUCUACUGGAUGAAAAGAACGGCGCGUGGUUGAACGACACGCACUGGGUAGACCAUGUACCCACGAAUAUCCCGAACUUUAUCAAACGCAGAAAGGACGCUCGCAGAGUACAUGUAACAGGAUGUGCCAGAUCCGAGGGGUAUUACAAAGUUGACUCGUUGGAGAAGCAACAAUACAAGGCUUCGCAUGUGCAAACUCAUGAAUCGGCGAACCAGUCUGCCAAGCCCCCAGUGGCGGCCUCACAGACCACUUCCCGAGAAGCUCGUUCCAAUCAACGUCGCCUAUUAACCAUUUUCCAGGAAGCACAAGCCCAGUCCGACUUGCUCAAAUUUAACCAGCUCAAGUUCCGCAAGAAACAGUUAAAGUUUGCGAAGUCGAAGAUCCAUGACUGGGGUCUAUUUGCUCUCGAACCGAUCGCCGCAGACGAAAUGGUUAUCGAAUAUGUUGGCCACUGUGUGCGAUCUAUUGUUGCAGACUUCCGCGAGGUGCAGUAUGCGAAGAUCGGCAUUGGGUCGUCCUACCUCUUUCGGGUUGAUCAAGAGACGAUUAUCGAUGCAACGAAGUGCGGAAAUCUUGCACGAUUCAUAAAUCACAGUUGUACUCCAAAUUGUUAUGCCAGAGUAAUUACGGUCGACGGUGAGAAAAAGAUCGUCAUAUAUUCAAAGAGAGAUAUAUCGGUGAACGAGGAAAUUACCUACGACUACAAGUUCCCGAUCGAAGACGAGAAAAUUAAAUGUCUCUGCGGUACACCUCAGUGCCGAGGUUACCUCAAUUAAAAGAAUCAUCUGUGAGCUUUAGUCAGGACACUGAAGCUACUAACGAAACCCAUCUAAUCAUUUGGCGGCGAACUGAAAUCCUGCAGAUAAACUGAUGAUAACCGUUAAGUCAUUUGGAUCGUCAAUAUCUGCUCUAUAAGAACCAUAGACAGAC